AUGGAAUGUGCAAACGCUACUAAUGGCUAUUAUCAACAGAAAUGCAUAUCGUUAUGUGCCCAGUUAUACGAAAAAUUAUCGAAGAAGUCUCAAAUUAGAACAUUGAAAGGCACAUUGUAUAUAUCGGACGAUGUAUUUUUCAACUUCAGUCAUGUAUUUAGUCAGCCGUCCCGUUAUUCACUGUCUGAAUUUUGGGUGACUGGAUCACUUGAAUUGAACAAUUAUGCAGAGAACAAACGGGUCGAAUGGAGAUGGUGGUAUCUCGAAAAUGCAUGGGAUAGACUUGUACUUGUUUUUAAUAGAACGUUACCUCGUCGAUAUAUAAAAGUAUUUGAAACACUCUAUGGCCCAGGUAAAUUGCUUACACAUUCACGAGCCGAUGUUGUCUACAUACCAAUCGCCGAUAACCAACUGUCGACAUUUAUAAAAAUAACAGAUGAAAUUCUAACAUAUCUUCCAAACUUCUUUUGUGAAGUAUUCAUUACAAUAGUAGCUGAUUUAACGGGUGCAUUAUGCAAACAUUGGCCAUACAAAAAUGAUCGAAUUAAAUUCAAGUCAAAAGCAAAUCGCCUAAAUAAUCUGAAAAUUAUAAAACACAUGGAAAACACAAAUCAAAUAGUCCAUGCUCGAUAUCCGUAUAAUACGAGUGUUUACCAGUAUCGACCAUGUUUACUGAACAUAGAAGGGUACAUCUUUGAACGUAGUCGACAGGCUAAACGAGAAAUAUUAGAAAAGUUUUUGUCAAAAAAUAUUUAUGAAUUUGUACAUCCAUUCAAAUUAAGUAAUGCAACAAGUAUUCCCUAUGAACUUUGGCACAGAUCAAUGGAGGGACAAAUUCAAAAAUUAAAACAUUAUCAGCAACAUUAUAAUCGCAGUUUUGAGAAUGUGACGUAG
This is a messenger RNA of Didymodactylos carnosus, 894 nucleotides long. Lineage: Eukaryota; Metazoa; Rotifera; Eurotatoria; Philodinida; Philodinidae. The record is from the annotation of a GenBank genome assembly.